This is a messenger RNA of Fraxinus pennsylvanica, 2919 nucleotides long. Lineage: Eukaryota; Viridiplantae; Streptophyta; Magnoliopsida; Lamiales; Oleaceae. The record is from the annotation of a GenBank genome assembly.
AUGGGAAGUUAUAUAAAGGAGUUUCCGGAGGUGAAGUCGAAGAAUUCGUCGGAGGAGUCGUUACAGAGGUGGAGGACGGCGUGCUGGCUGGUCAAAAAUCGUAAACGAAGGUUCAGAUUUACUGCUAACCUCUCCAAGCGUUUUGAAGUUCGCGAGAUCCAAAAAUCUAACCAGGAGAAGCUUAGAAUUGCUCUAUUAGUUUCACAAGCUGCCCUCAAUUUUAUUCAAGGUAUAAAUUACAGAGUGCCAGAGGCAGUCAAGAGUGGAGGUUUUGAAAUAUGUGCAGAUGAGUUAGGAUCUAUUGUUGAAGGCCACAAUUUGAGUAAGUUAAGAGUUCAUGGGGGGGUUGAGGGUAUUGCAGUCAAGCUCUCGACUUCACUUAACAAUGGAAUUAGUGUUUCCGAGGAUUCACUUAACAAAAGAAGAGAGAUUUUUGGAAUCAAUAAGUUUGCUGAGAGUCCAGCCAAGGGUUUUUGGCUUUUUGUGUGGGAAGCUCUUCAAGAUACAACCCUCAUGAUACUUGCAGUGUGUGCCCUAGUGUCUUUGAUUGUUGGCAUCGCAACAGAAGGAUGGCCAAAGGGCGCUCAUGAUGGACUCGGUAUCGUUGCUAGUAUACUUCUUGUAGUAUUUGUCACUGCCACGAGUGACUAUAAGCAGUCCUUACAGUUCAAGGAUUUAGACAAGGAGAAGAAAAAGAUUACAGUUCAGGUUACUAGAAAUGGGUACAGGCAAAAAAUUUCGAUAUUUGACCUACUUCCUGGUGACAUCGUUCAUCUUAAUAUUGGGGAUCAGGAUGGAUCAUGCAAAAUGCUUGUUACUACUGUUGGGAUGAGAACCCAAUGGGGUAAAUUGAUGGCUACACUUAGUGAAGGAGGUGAUGAUGAGACCCCAUUGCAGGUCAAACUGAAUGGAGUAGCAACAAUUAUUGGAAAAAUAGGUCUCUUUUUUGCUGUUGUCACCUUUGGUGUUCUGUUGCAAGGGUUGUUCAGCCGCAAAAUGAUAGAAGGGUCCAACUGGAACUGGUCCGGAGAUGAUGCCCUGGAAAUGCUGGAAUACUUUGCUAUUGCGGUUACCAUUGUUGUGGUUGCUGUUCCUGAGGGUUUGCCUUUAGCUGUUACACUGAGUCUUGCAUUUGCCAUGAAGAAGAUGAUGAAUGACAAGGCACUUGUUCGCCAUUUGGCAGCCUGUGAGACUAUGGGGUCUGCUACAACUAUUUGUAGUGACAAGACUGGGACGCUAACAACUAAUCACAUGACUGUUGUAAAAGCAUGCAUAUGUGGGAAGGUGAAAGAAGUUAGUAACUCUAUGAAGAGUUCUGUAUUCUGCUCUGAUAUUUCUGAUUCCAUUGUGAGAAUGCUGACGAAAUCUAUAUUCAUGAACACUGGAGGGGAGAUCGUCACUACUGAAGAUGAGAAAAUUGAAAUUCUUGGUACACCCACUGAGGCUGCACUUUUGGAUUUUGGCCUAUUCCUGGGAGGAGAUUUCCAAGCAGAGCGGCAAGCAUCAAAGCUUGUCAAAGUUGAGCCAUUUAAUUCUGUGAAGAAGCGCAUGGGUGUAGUUCUGGAGCUUCCUGGUGGAGGUUUUCAGUCUCAUUGCAAAGGUGCAUCUGAAAUUAUUUUGUCUCAUUGUAACAAAGUUCUCAACUCAAAUGGUGAGGUAGCUCCUCUAGAUGAAACAUCCAUUAAUCUUCUGAAAGACACAAUUGAACAAUUUGCAAGUGAAUCUCUCAGAACUCUGUGCCUUGCAUACAAGGAUAUUGGAUGUGAUUUUUCUGCUGAAAGUCCUAUUCCUUUUGAGGAUUAUACUCUGAUUGGAAUCGUGGGCAUCAAGGAUCCAGUUCGCCCUGGGGUUAAGGAGUCUGUUGCAAUUUGUAGGUCAGCUGGUAUUACUGUGCGGAUGGUCACCGGAGAUAACAUAAACACGGCUAAGGCAAUAGCUAGAGAAUGUGGAAUAUUGACUGAUGAUGGUAUUGCAAUAGAAGGCCCGGAAUUUCGGGUGAAAAGUGAAGAAGAGUUGCAUGAACUUAUACCGAAACUACAGGUAAUGGCUCGUUCUUCACCAAUGGAUAAGCAUACCCUUGUGAGACACUUGCGAUCCACAUUUGAAGAGGUUGUUGCAGUGACUGGUGAUGGCACAAAUGAUGCUCCUGCACUUCAUGAGGCAGAUAUUGGGCUUGCAAUGGGCAUUUCUGGAACUGAGGUGGCCAAAGAGAGUGCUGAUGUUAUAAUUCUAGAUGAUAAUUUCUCUACCAUUGUUACUGUGGCAAAAUGGGGGCGCUCAGUUUACGUGAAUAUUCAGAAAUUUGUUCAGUUUCAACUUACGGUGAAUGUGGUUGCUCUUGUUGUCAAUUUCUCUUCAGCCUGCUUGACGGGCAAUGCUCCACUAACGGCGGUUCAGCUUUUAUGGGUCAACAUGAUCAUGGAUACUCUUGGUGCACUAGCCCUGGCCACUGAACCUCCCAAUAACGACUUAAUGAAGAGAUCACCUGUUGGAAGGAAAGGAAACUUCAUCAGCAAUGUGAUGUGGCGGAACAUCUUGGCACAGUCUGCUUAUCAAUUUGUUGUCAUAUGGUAUCUUCAAACAUCAGGAAAAACAGUCUUCAACCUUGAUGGCCCUGAUUCCGAUUUGAUUCUUAACACACUAAUUUUCAACACAUUCGUUUUCUGCCAGGUUUUCAACGAAAUAAGCUCGAGGGAUAUGGAGAAGAUCAAUGUGUUCAAAGGGAUACUGGAGAACUAUAUUUUUGUGGUGGUUCUGAGUUGCACAGCUCUAUUCCAAAUCAUCAUCAUCGAAUUCCUUGGUACUUUUGCCAACACGCACCCUCUCACUUGGCAGCAAUGGGCUGUGAGCUUUCUGCUUGGAUUUCUUGGAAUGCCAAUUGCUGCUGCUGCAAAGAUGAUCCCAGUGGGAUCAAGAUGA